This is a messenger RNA of Cutaneotrichosporon oleaginosum, 2688 nucleotides long. RefSeq lists its product as uncharacterized. Gene Ontology annotation, molecular function: ATP binding; thiamine diphosphokinase activity; thiamine binding. NCBI's taxonomy places the organism in Eukaryota, Fungi, Basidiomycota, Tremellomycetes, Trichosporonales, Trichosporonaceae. The record is from RefSeq and is a predicted model, not a curated record. Gene Ontology annotation, biological process: thiamine metabolic process; thiamine diphosphate biosynthetic process.
UCGUCAUCCUUCCUCCCUUCUCCUCUGUUCAUCACCACCUCGGCGCGAUGGAUCGCGCACCAGAUCUCCACGUCUCCGCCCUCUCGCCGGCCGAGUUCCGCGCGUACAAGCGCUACCUCGACUUGCUGGCGCUGGCACAGGCUCGCGACGGCGUCACGACACUGGGCGCAGAUGGAACGGUGCGCUUCGAACGUGUGGCUGUGCGGCGCUUCGCAGAGGAGCGACUGGGCGCGCGUGGUGUCGACGAGGUCCUUAGCCGCGUAGCGACAGCGGGCGCUCGCCUGUCCGCGGGGCAGGUCUACGCCGUAUUCCGCCUGCUCUCCCACCAGGUCGCUGGCAAGCGGGGUGACAUCGAGCUCGUCUUCGUGCCAGUCGACCCGCUCCCUCUUGAUCCCGAUGCGCCCGCUCCGCCUCCCCCCCGACGAGUCCACUCUAUAUCAGGACCCGUGAGCGCGGCCAGUAGCUCUUCCUCACGCCGUUCUCGCCCAUCUCUCCCACCUCGACGCACGCCCUCGCCUCCUCCAUCCCGCGCAUCACGGAAGAGCCUGCCCAACUCGCUCGAUCCCAAGCCUCUCGAUCCGUUCGCAGACUCGCCUGGACCUUCACCCGCCAAGGCGCGCACGUACUCUACGCCAGCACUUGGCACGUCCGGCAUUGUGGGGAGCAAUAACCCCUUCCGCGCCACGGCUCCACAUCUCGGCUGGGGCAAACCCCCUGCUCAGCAGUUUUGGUCGUCCGGACCAGCCAAAGAAGCCCCUGAACCACCCCGCUCUGAUCUGCGCACUGAGCCGCUCCGCUCCGUCGGCCCCCCGCUCCCGCCCCGCAAGCCCAGCGUCCGCCGUCCGGGCCCAGCACUUCCUCCUCGAGGCCGCGUGCGCGCCGAUUCAUUGUCUUCGUCGGCGUCCGAGAACCAGCCGACCAGCACCCGCGAAUCGUCAUCCAUCAUGCAGCAGAGUUUUGCCGCCGCCGCUAACCGCGAGCAGCCCCGCCGCACUGCGACUGUCCAGGUCUUGCGGAGCUCCGAGCGCCCCGCGCCCCCGCAGCGCCCUGAUGACGCGAAUGACUCGCUGUCUACACGCAACGAGCCCCCUCCCCCUCCCCGCCGUGACGAGGCUCUUGCCCCUCCUCGCCGCGAUGAAGCCCUCGCCGGCCACCCUCGCCGCGACAUUGUCGAGCAGGUCAGCCGCGCGAUCCGCGAGAGUGAGGUCGACCCGCCCCCUCCUCCACCCCAGCGCGUUGUGUCUGGUGCCAGACCGAAGCCGUCUCCUUCGCCUACCUCGGCGACUGCAGCGUUCACUCUGACCGCCGAGGAGGCGAGGGCCAAGUACCCUGGCCUUAAGACGUGGCCACAUGUUGGGCUGCUGUCUGACCGUCCUUCGCGCCAGGCAUUCGCUAUGAUCAUUCUCAACCAGCCGAUCACCCGUCGCGACACGCUGAUGCGCGUUUGGUUCGCGAGCACGUUGCGCUACUGUGCCGAUGGUGGAGCGAACCGGCUGUAUGACGCGCUCGAUGCCGAGGAGCGCGAACGCAUGCUCCCUACGAUGAUCAAAGGCGACCUCGACUCGAUCCGCCCUGAUGUCAAGGCGUUCUACGCUUCGCGCGGAGUGGCCAUUAAGCGCGACCCAUCCGAGUAUGCCACGGAUCUUCAGAAGAACAUGGACGAGGUCGUGGCGGUGGAGAAGGCAUCGGGCAAGAAGUUCUCUCUCGUGUUCCUCGGCGGCCUAUCGGGCCGGCUCGACCAGACGCUGCACGUGCUUUCGACGCUGUUCAAGCUCCGUGAGACGCGGCGCAGCACCUACGUCAUAUCGGAGGAGAGCCUGGCGUGGGUGCUUGACACGGGUGUCCACCUCAUCGAGAUCGACCACGCCAGCAUGGGCCAGACGUGUGGCCUGCUCCCUGUGGGCGUGAAUGAGGCGUACGUGCGCACCGAGGGGCUCAGAUGGAACUUGGACUGGGCGACGAGCGUCAUGGGAGAUCUGAGCACGUCGAAUCAUCUGCUGCCGCACGAGCACGCGGUGCUAGUUGACACGUCCGCGCCGAUCGUGUGGACGGUCGAGAUCCGCAAGGGCCUGCAAAUGCCGCCGCUGCGCUCGCCGACGGGUGUGGACGAGCUGUCGCGCGGCGUGAAAGAGCUGGGCCGGGCAGUGGGCAAGGGAAUGGGAUCUAUUGGGCAGGGGUUCAACCGGCGCCUCAGUCGGCAGGGCGUGCCGAUGCCCGCGAAUACGAAUGGGGGGGAGGAGAGAAGAGAGCGCAACGAGCGCGCGGCGCUGGUGCAGCAAGACAGCGGGUAUGCGUCGCGCGACGACGAGGCGGACGGGUACGCGCAGCUCGAUUAGAGAUAGGCUAUGGGGGGUAGUGGAUGGUGGCGUGUGCCUGAGAAGCCUUAAAGCUAGUGGGUACAGUACAUGAGCAUCGGAGCUUGGCAGAAGAAUUAGAUGCGAAUGGAAGGGCGAGAGAUAUGGCAGCUUAUUAUUAUAUGCGUGAGACUGUGAGAUGGAGAGACGUGGGCUUGUGAGACAAAUGGACUGCAUGAGAGCUCUAGUGGGCCAAAUGCCACGUCGGCGAGGGGUGGACUCGCCCUGGAGCGCGGCGUCGGGACUGGAUCGAGUGCAAUUCCAUAUGGUCUCUUUGAGACAGCGAGCCGACGUGUCCGAGCGCUGCAGUGGCUUGAGAUGAUGCAUUGUUGUU